Messenger RNA from Lampris incognitus (smalleye Pacific opah), 4186 nucleotides. RefSeq names its product calpain 7 (gene capn7). Gene Ontology annotation, biological process: proteolysis. The record is from RefSeq and is a predicted model, not a curated record. The coding region runs from base 1 to 2481 and encodes 826 amino acids. NCBI's taxonomy places the organism in Eukaryota, Metazoa, Chordata, Actinopteri, Lampriformes, Lampridae. Gene Ontology annotation, molecular function: calcium-dependent cysteine-type endopeptidase activity. The transcript has 21 exons.
AUGGACUGCACGGCGCUGGAGCACGAUGCGGUCUCUUUCGCUAAAACAGCCGUCACCUGUGACCAGAGUGGGAGAUACAACGAUGCUGUCUUCUAUUACAAGGAGGCAGCCCAGGCCCUGAUCUAUGCUGGCAUGGCGGGGUCCCAACUCGAGGGCAUCCAGGAUAAAGUGAAUGAAUACCUGGAUAGGGUUCAAGCCCUCCACAAUGCCGUCCAGGCACAAAGCAGCGACCCGCUGAAGUCUAGGCAGCAGGUGGACCUUGAGCGGGCCCACUUCCUGGUCACCCAGGCCUUCCAGGAGGAUGAAAAGGGAAAUGCUGAUGAGGCCAUUGAGCUCUACACGCAGGCUGUGGAGCUGUGCAUCCGGACGUCCAAUGAGACGUCAGACCAGACCCUGCAGGUCAAGCUGAAGCAGCUGGCUCGCCAGGCCUUAGAGCGGGCGGAGGGCCUUAAAGAAUCCCAGUCCAAAUCAACUCCAACUCAGCAUCAGGACAGCCAAGGGCCCUCCAGGGCCAAGCCCGGCAACAGUGCAUUCCCCUCGGGCCCAGUCCGCCAGUUUUUCCCCCUUGGUCCGGACUUCACCCUGCAUGACCGUCCCCAGCCACAGCCGGUCCGGGCGGUCCAGUCCAGUGAGCCGCAGGGCCAGCGCUACACAUCAGAAGAGAUCGAAGUGCUGAGGAGUACCUCCACAAUCAACUGCAUGGCCUACGUCCCCUUCAUGAGCGUGGACCUGAGGGAGCGAUUCGCUUUCCCCGUCCCCUUCUCGGACAAAACAGGCAAACUGGCUCUGUCCCCCAAACAGAAAGCCAUUUUCUCACGCUGGGUGCGGCCGGAUGAGCUCUGCAACAACCCCACCAUGAUCCUGUCAGUGUCCAGCUUCAGCAUCAAACAGACAGUGGUGUCUGACUGUUCCUUUGUGGCAUCGCUAGCAAUAAGUGCGGCCUAUGAAAGGCGCUUCAACAAGAAGCUUAUCACCAGCAUAAUCUACCCUCAGAACAGACGAGGGGAGCCAGAGUAUAAUCCUUGUGGGAAGUACAUGGUCAAACUUCAUAUCAACGGUGUACCCAGAAAGGUGAUCAUAGACGACUACCUCCCGGUGGACAGGAAUGGUGAGCUGCUAUGUUCCUACUCCAGUAAUAGGAACGAGUUGUGGGUGUCCCUCAUAGAGAAGGCCUACAUGAAGGUGAUGGGCGGCUACGACUUCCCUGGCUCCAACUCGAACAUUGAUCUGCAUGCGCUCACUGGUUGGAUCCCAGAGCGCAUUGCCAUGCACUCAGACAAUCAGUCCUUUAGCAAAGACGACACCUUCCGUAUGCUGUAUCAGAGGUUUCACAGGGGUGAUGUCCUGAUCACAACGGCAACAGGGGUGAUGACAGAGGAGGAAGGGGAGAGAUGGGGCCUGGUGCCCACACAUGCUUAUGCUGUUCUUGACAUUAGGGAGCACAAGGGGAUGCGUUUCCUGCAGCUGAAGAACCCAUGGAGCCACCUGAGGUGGAGGGGCCGCUUCAGCGAGCGUGACGAGAAGAACUGGACCCCUGAACUCCUCAAGUACUUGAACUUUGAUCCCAAGACAGCACAGAGGUUUGACAAUGGUGUUUUCUGGAUCGCCUGGGAGGAUCUGUGUCAGUACUAUGAUGUCAUCUACCUGAGCUGGAACCCUGCCCUCUUUAGAGAUUCUUCCUGUAUUCACAGUAGCUGGGAUGGGAGGCAGGGACCAGUUAAGGAUGCCUACAGCCUGGCCAACAACCCCCAGUACAGACUGGAGGUCCAGUGUCCAGCAGGAGGCGCUGCUGUCUGGGUGCUACUCACCAGACACAUCACUGACAAGGACGACUUUGCACAGAAUCGGGAGUUUAUCACGCUGGUUGUUUACAAGACAGAGGGAAAGAAAGUUUACUAUCCAGCGGACCCUCCUCCAUACAUCGAUGGCAUUCGUAUCAACAGCCCACACUACCUGACCAAGAUGAAGCUGACCAGCGCGGGGACACACACCUUCACACUGGUGGUCUCCCAGUACGAGAAACAGAACACCAUCAACUACACACUACGGGUUUACUCUGGAUGUAAAUUCUCCUUCUCCAAGAUUCCAACACCUUUCACUCACACCAAAAGGAUAAAUGGCCAAUGGAAGGGGCUGAGCGCUGGAGGCUGCAGCAAUUACAAGGACUCGUACAAACGCAACCCCACCUACCAGUUCAACCUGGAGCGCCCAGGGCCUCUGCUCAUCGAGCUCCGUGGAUCCAGACAGUACAGUGUAGGGUUUGAGAUGGUGACUGUAUCUACGGUUGGAGAACCAGGUCCUGCAGGCUUGCAUAAGAAGAGCAGUGGUGACUACAGGUGUGGUUUCUGCUACCUGGAGUUGGACCACGUCCCAGCAGGCAUCUACAAUGUCACCCCCACCACCUUCCUGCCCAAACAGGAAGGACACUUCUUCUUGGACUUUGGCAGCGCCACACCCCUCAAGGUGUCCCUGCUCCCAUGAGGAGAGAGAGAGGAGGGACACAGAGGUGGAGAACACACUGACAGACCCGUGUAAGGGCUUCACGCGGUGGUGAUGUCCCUAGAGCCAGACUUUAGAUGUUUUACUGAGGCAUCAUGGACAGUAAGCGUAAAGGAUGUGACUGUUCCUUUCCAAACACCCCCUCCUUCUCGUCAUCUCCUCACAACACACUUUUCUGAGCUGUAGUAAACUAGAAGGGCCUUGGUCAGUUGACUUGACCUUCAGAGCUGAGUCCUGGUAACUGUUGCCCUGUAUAGGUCUGACUUGUCUGAUGGAACAGAGCUGGAAUCAGACCUGAUGAAGGAAAGUGGAGAUGUAGCUGUUUCUGGACUGGACUUAAGACUGUCAGGGCCAAAGACAGGAGAGAUCCCAUCCACAGAAAGAGCCUGACAGCAAGCAAAGGAAAGGAGCUGGAGAAGCCACACAGACCUCCCACCCUUCCACAGUGACAACAUUAAUACGGUGGCCGUCUGUUUAAAGUGAGCUCACAGCAGCCACAGGCUGCGCUCACCAGAGGGCUGCUUUUCUGAAAUGGAAAAAGUUUCAGCAUGGAUGAAAUCUCCAUUUUAUUAGUUUAAUUGGGACUAUUUGACCACUUCCUGGACUAGACUGAAUGUGAGCCCCCUAGAGAGACGGACAGUGAAACACCGGUCACUGGCUAAGUGCUGGUACAUGUUGUCUGUGGAUGGAAGAAGGUUAGUCUGACAGAAACCUGCUGGAGAGGUUUGAAUCUUACAGGCACAUCAAACAGCCCUGCAUCAUGAAAUUAUUGUCCGGUAAUUUGGAAUUUCUUUGCAAAAUUAGUCUUUUCGUAGGUGCACCGGUUACUGGAUUAACAUUGUAGUCAAUGUGAUGAAUGAAGGGAUUACUCUCGUUGAGGCACCAUAGGCAGCCAGUGGCCAUCAUUCUGGGUUUGCGUGCCACACUUUUUUAACAGGUACUCGUUCUCAUUUCCUCUGCUGCCUUCAGACUGGACCUUAUAUUCUAUCUUUUAAAAUACCCCACGUUGGUCACGUUUGGAAUUUGUUCCAACUUUUUUUUUUCCUCAGGAAAUACAAAAUGCACCACAGGGAAUAUAAUAUAAUACUAUAUAUAAUAUAAUACUGUAUAUAAUAUAAUACAGUAUGGCAGCAAAUGAAUGAUGUCUGCUUCAUUACAAAUAUCAGCCCGCCGUAUACUAAAGCCUCUCUAAGUUAGGAUACAUUACAUAUAUAUAUAUAUAUAUAUAUAUAUAUUACUAUAUUACUAUAUUACUAUAUAUUUUACUAUAUAUGUGUGUUUGUGUAUAUAUAUAUAUAUAUAUAUAUAUAUAUAUAUAUAAAAUUAGCAGAAAAAGUAAGGAAAUGUGUGUUUGGUAGAUUAUUUCUUUGGUGUAACGAUGCUUCUUGGCAGUAAAUCUUCUAUCAGGCAGCUGAUGGGCAGCACCUGGGGUACCAGAAGCUCAACACAAGAGUCAACAUUAGCAGCAAAAUAAGCUGUUUGGCAUUGGCAGAGAAGAUUUCGCAAAUGUUUCAUGGGCGCAACCCACAUACUCAGCUCUGCUGCUCAUCCCACAAAUGCAGGUUCCUUACACAUGUGGCCCCAUUUAAAAGGCAAAUAAACAGGCUUUCCACCGGUAUAAGAUUUACUGCCAAGAAGCAUUGUUACAACAAAGACAUAAACUACCAAACACACAUUUCCUUACUUU